AUGGUGGAGACUGCUACAAUCCCACCAUCUGAAAUUCCGAUUCUGAAAUUCUGUGACCUGGAACCAUCGGCUGAUGUUCAAGAAAAUAUUUCAAUAAUAGAAUUGCCAGGACAUGCUACUACUCCUUCUACAAAAGAGGACUCCACAUCCGAACUGUCUGAUUCAAUCCCACCGAUACCUGCCAAAAAAGAAGUUUCGAUAAUGGAUAUGCCAGAUCUGGUUGUCAGAGAAAUUCUGCGUCCGUUUCAUUUUGAUUUUGUUUCAAUUCAUAAACUCCGAAAAGUGUGUAGAGCACUCCGUGAUUAUCUUGAUGAUCUAAAAAUGAUCAGUAAUGUAACAAGUGUUAAUAUCAAAGUGGACGUUCAUGGCAUCAAGGUGGUCGAGAAAGUGCUCGGUGGAGUUAUCACAUCAGAAUACAAAAACCACAAAGAUGGAUGUGAAGUAACAUGUGACGGUCAGACGACAAUUAUUAUCAAUGGAGAUUUCAUUGAUGCAUUCAUUGGUGACUUUCUCUGGGCAAUUUUGAGCAAUCAAGAGACUCUUCUUGACAAGUUUAUAAUGAAAGGUCCACGAGACGCCAAAAAGUUUUUUGCUGCCACUAUCGACAAGUUAUUUGAUCGAUUGAUACUGGUAUUGGAAUCAAGAAACCGUUUACUGCAAAUCAAACACUUGGAAGUUUUUGCUCGUAGACCUGAUCAAGUAACACAAUUACUUCGACAUAUCGAUUUGGAAUUUUUGGAAUUUUUAAGUGGGGAUAGAGUUUCUGUAGACGAUUGCUAUUUGGAACAUCCGAAUGGAUACUAUUGCAAUCUCGAUAUGCUAAAAGAUUGUAAAAAUCUGAAGGAGCUUUGUUUUUAUUGCUUUACCACAACCACUCCACUCGCUUUUCUCCUACAUAUCGCUAAGAUACACGUUGAUCUGGCUUCGCUUUCCAGAAACGAUAUGUGGAGAUUAAAGGAGAUCAUACUCGAAUCACGCUAUUACACCUUUACUUCCACUAUCUACUUUUUUGACGAAGGAAUUUACCUUAAAGAUCUCGAUUUCGACGAGUGGGGUACUGGAUCUACAAAUGACCACUUUAGCCUUGAAACAUGUGAAUACAAUUCUAUUAUUCUGUGGAGACACUUGAACUGA
Messenger RNA from Caenorhabditis remanei, 1134 nucleotides. RefSeq lists its product as uncharacterized. The transcript has 3 exons. The record is from RefSeq and is a predicted model, not a curated record. Gene Ontology annotation, biological process: innate immune response. Bases 1 to 1134 code for a protein of 377 amino acids. Lineage: Eukaryota; Metazoa; Nematoda; Chromadorea; Rhabditida; Rhabditidae.